ACCCUGCCAGAGCAACAUUGGUGUGCGGAGAUUCUUCGUCAACAGCGACUGGAGGUGGAGUAACCUAGUAGUGGCGAUUUGUUGGUUUUCUCUGUUUUUAACACAAGCCACUGAUUUGCACAGCUGACGGGAGAAACGGAUAUACUUAUUUUUCUCGGAUUAGGAAGCUGUGCAGGCUGCAGGCUGUGAGAGGAACAUGGCUACCCAAUCGGAUCUGAUGGAGCUGGACAUGGCCAUGGAGCCGGACCGUAAGGCUGCAGUCAGCCACUGGCAGCAGCAGUCCUACCUGGACUCUGGUAUCCACUCUGGGGCCACCACCACAGCGCCCUCCCUCAGCGGCAAGGGCAACCCAGAGGAGGAUGACGUGGACAACCAGGUCCUGUACGAGUGGGAGCAGGGCUUCAACCAGUCCUUCCCACAGGACCAAGUGGCAGACAUGGACGGGCAGUACGCCCUGACGCGGGCACAGAGGGUGCGGGCGGCCAUGUUCCCCGAGACGCUGGACGAGGGCAUGCAGAUCCCCUCCACGCAGUUCGACGGCACCCACCCCACCAACGUGCAGCGGCUGGCCGAGCCCUCGCAGAUGCUCAAGCACGCCGUGGUCAACCUCAUCAACUACCAGGACGACGCCGAGCUGGCCACACGCGCCAUUCCCGAGCUCACCAAGCUCCUAAACGACGAGGACCAGGUGGUGGUGAACAAGGCAGCGGUGAUGGUGCACCAGCUGUCUAAGAAGGAGGCGUCGCGUCACGCCAUCAUGCGCUCGCCGCAGAUGGUGUCGGCCAUCGUGCGCACCAUGCAGAACACGGGCGACGUGGAGACGGCCCGCUGCACCGCCGGCACGCUGCACAACCUCUCGCACCACAGAGAGGGCCUGCUGGCCAUCUUCAAAUCCGGCGGCAUCCCCGCCCUCGUCAAGAUGCUGGGCUCCCCCGUGGACUCGGUGCUGUUCUACGCCAUCACAACCCUACACAACCUGCUCCUGCACCAGGAGGGAACCAAGAUGGCGGCGCGCCUGGCCGGCGGCCUGCAGAAGAUGGUGGCGCUGCUCAACAAGACCAACGUCAAGUUCCUGGCCAUCACGACAGACUGCCUUCAGAUUCUGGCCUACGGCAACCAAGAAAGCAAACUCAUCAUUCUGGCCAGUGGAGGCCCACAGGCACUGGUCAACAUUAUGAGGACCUACACCUACGAGAAGCUCCUGUGGACUACCAGUAGAGUCCUUAAAGUGCUCUCUGUCUGCUCAAGCAACAAACCUGCCAUUGUUGAAGCUGGUGGCAUGCAGGCUCUGGGCCUGCACCUGACGGACCCCAGCCAGCGGUUGGUGCAGAACUGCCUGUGGACCCUCAGGAACUUGUCAGACGCCGCCACCAAACAGACGACCUUAGCUGAAGUAGAUGUGAUGCAGGAGGGCAUGGAGGGUCUGCUGGGCACGCUGGUGCAGCUGCUGGGCUCCGACGACAUCAACGUGGUGACGUGUGCGGCGGGCAUCCUGUCCAACCUCACCUGCAACAACUACAAGAACAAGAUGAUGGUGUGCCAGGUGGGCGGCAUCGAGGCGCUGGUGCGCACAGUGCUGCGCGCCGGCGACCGCGAGGACAUCACCGAGCCCGCCAUCUGCGCCCUGCGCCACCUCACCUCGCGCCACCAGGACGCCGAGAUGGCCCAGAAUGCCGUGCGGCUGCAUUACGGCCUGCCCGUAGUGGUCAAGCUGCUGCACCCCCCUUCACACUGGCCACUCAUUAAGGCCACCGUAGGACUGAUCCGUAACCUGGCACUGUGCCCUGCCAACCACGCUCCUCUGCGUGAGCAGGGUGCCAUCCCACGCCUGGUGCAGCUCUUGGUGAGGGCACAUCAGGACACCCAGAGACGUACCUCUAUGGGUGGCACACAACAACAGUUUGUGGAGGGAGUUCGCAUGGAGGAGAUUGUCGAGGGGUGCACAGGAGCCUUGCACAUCUUGGCCAGAGACAUUCACAACAGAAUUGUCAUCCGGGGACUCAACACCAUUCCACUCUUUGUCCAGCUGUUGUACUCUCCCAUUGAGAACAUCCAGCGUGUGGCGGCCGGCGUCUUGUGCGAGCUGGCCCAGGACAAAGAGGCCGCGGAGGCCAUCGAGGCCGAGGGAGCCACCGCCCCACUCACAGAGCUGCUGCACUCCAGGAACGAGGGUGUCGCCACGUAUGCGGCCGCUGUGCUGUUCCGCAUGUCGGAGGACAAGCCUCAGGACUACAAGAAGCGCCUGUCUGUGGAGCUCACAAGCUCCCUCUUCAGAACGGAGCCCAUGACUUGGAAUGAGACGGGAGAGUUGGGCCUGGACAUGGGCGCACAGGGAGAGCCUCUGGGCUACAGACAGGACGACCCCAGCUACCGCUCCUACCACUCGGGCACCUACCAGGACGGCAUGCCCAUGGACCCCAUGAUGGAGCACGACAUGGGAGGCCACCACCCUGGCCCCGACUACCCCGUGGAAGGCUUGCCCGACCUCAGCCACGCCCACGACUUGAUCGACGGCCUGCCGCCAGGCGACAGCAAUCAGCUGGCCUGGUUUGAUACCGACCUGUAAAUACCAAGUACUUUUUAGCUGUAUCGUCUGAUCUGAAUGAACCUGCAUUGUGAUUUGGCCUGUAGAGUUGCUGGGCGGUCUCAAGAGGAGGAGGGGGCUGGUAUCUCAGAAAGUGCCUGACACACUCAUUCAAGCUGAGUUUCCUAUGGGAACAAGUGGGGUGGGGGGGAAAUAAAACAAAAGAAACAAACAAAAACUUUUGUUCUGGUCCUCGUGGGUCGGAGAUUUUAACGGAAGAGGAGUCUGUGGGGUGGAUGUUUGACGAACGAAGGAAGCCCAAGAAGUGGAUCCUAAGAGAUGGAAUUUUCAACCCUAGCCUUGCCUGUAUUUUUUAUGACAUUUUAUUUUUUUUAAUGAUUUCUCUGUCUGUAAUGGUACUUAUGUAGCUUGCUUUAUGAUAUUGGUCUUCUGUUUCUUUGUUUCCUUUUUGUUUUGUUUUUGUUUAUUUUUUUGCAGUAAUUUGUAUUCCUUUAUCAAGUCUAUCAUAGUGUUAAGUUCUAGUGGUGAUGCUCCAUCAGUUAAAGACUUUAUCAAGUUUAUGGUGUAGGAAACACUAAUAAUCAUUUGAAUUGUACUCUGAACAAGUGUAAACAUUGUGUAGCUUUUGUAUAAAAAAGAAUUGGCAAAGGUCCAAAUCUGGAUUUUUCCCCCUUGCUUUAAAUGAUCUCACCAUUUCCAGUGUCACUGAAAUGUUCCAAAGGGUGUGCAAUGGGUGGGGUCACUAUUUUUUUUCUUUUUUUUUGAUGGUAGCUCUAGAAGGUUUUGAAAAGAACCCCUAAUUAUUGUAGCCUGCUGUGCUUAUUGGAGACAUGGAUAUCACAUGGCUAAACAAUAAAAUGGACUUAAAUUUC
Messenger RNA from Sardina pilchardus (European sardine), 3417 nucleotides. It is a transcript of the gene ctnnb1, whose product is annotated as catenin (cadherin-associated protein), beta 1. Bases 197 to 2566 code for a protein of 789 amino acids. Gene Ontology annotation, cellular component: nucleus; catenin complex; cytoplasm. The record is from RefSeq and is a predicted model, not a curated record. NCBI's taxonomy places the organism in Eukaryota, Metazoa, Chordata, Actinopteri, Clupeiformes, Clupeidae. Gene Ontology annotation, biological process: cell-cell adhesion; positive regulation of transcription by RNA polymerase II; canonical Wnt signaling pathway. The transcript has 17 exons. Gene Ontology annotation, molecular function: cadherin binding; nuclear receptor binding; transcription coactivator activity.